UUGAAUAGGGAAGUUUACAGUGUCGACGGACUUUCAGGGAGUUCACUGUUUGCUAUUAGAGCAAGCAAGACAGAAAGAGCGUUCCCCGAAGAACACUUUCACCACUGGAAGGCGAUAGUCAGACUUACUUCUCUCAACUUUUUUUACAACAGCAUAUUAUACAUGCUAAGACAUCGAAGACGCACGUUUAAAAAAAAAGAAGACAAUUCAACUACCUUGAAUUUUGGGUGUAAUUGCAGCUGCAUCUAUAUAUAUGAGCGAAAUGGAUGUUAUUCCUAUGUGCAGCAUUUUUCAGGAGCUCCAGAUUGUACAUGACACCGGAUACUUUUCAGCUUUACCAUCUCUCGAGGAGUACUGGCAGCAGACAUGUCUGGAGUUGGAGCGGUACCUCCAGAGCGAGCCCUAUGUCUCGGCCACGGACGUCAAGUUUGAGACGAGCCAGGAGGACCUCUGGAUGAUCCUGGCCCGUGGGGACAAGGCCGAGUCCGACCCAAAGAUCCUAACUCACAUUAAGGAGGAAGACAAUCAGGAGGCCAACAGCUUUAACUCCGACGCCAGCAGCGAUGUGUCUGACGGCUCCGAUGACCUCUCCCCUACCCUCGACUUCACCUCCAACCCACUGAGUGACAUUAUGGGAGAGGACCUGAGUUCUACUGUUAUCAGUACUCCACCAUCUUCUCCUGAGGUGAGCAAGGAGGCCUCCUCCAUAUCCUCCCAGGUGUGGAGCGGUAUACAGACCGUGUUACACUCACCUGGGAAAAUACAGCCCGGGGGCAUUGGUGGACGAACGGCCGAGAGGGGAAGCUUAGCCAAUGGAGAGGAUUCUCCAGAUGGGAGGAGGCGGGUCCACAGGUGUCAUUUCAACGGAUGCCGUAAGGUCUACACGAAAAGUUCCCACUUGAAAGCACACCAGCGUACACAUACAGGUGAGAAGCCUUACAGGUGCUCAUGGGAAGGCUGUGAGUGGCGUUUUGCAAGGAGUGAUGAGCUAACCAGACACUUCAGGAAGCACACUGGGGCAAAGCCAUUUAAAUGCAGUCACUGUGACAGGUGUUUCUCUCGCUCGGACCAUUUGGCGCUUCACAUGAAGAGACACAUCUAAGAGCUGGGUCCCAGAGCGGUGUUGAGGGAUGGUCCUGACGGUCUCCUAACCUGCCUGUGGGGAGGUGCAGUGCCCUGAGAGGGGAGGAAGGUGAACAAGGGGAGCGUGCCCCAGUAAAAGCAUGCAGGCAAUUUCUGCACCAUACUUAGUACCUCCAAGACCUCUCGGAGGAAACAGCUCUGAAAGGUCGACACAUUCUGGAAAAAGAAUCACGGAAACCACCAAGGAUGAUGGAGAAUGAAGAGAUCCGCUAGAGAGAAAUAAGAAAAUGUCAGAGGACAAGAAAUAAUAUUUUGUCUUUGUAUGGUGUCUGAUGCUUUGUGGAGUUAGUUCCUGGUCUGGACACAUGCAGCGUUACUACUCCAAUAAACGUGUGUUUCUUGUGAGCUUGUGAGAAUGCCUGUGACUGAGUGCCUGCCUGUGGAUAUAUUACUAUUAAGUGUAUGGUUGUGAGCUGAAUGGCGUUGAGGGGAUGUUGUGUGGGCUGGGGGUUUGUCUCGUUUUGUGGUAAUGAAUGAAUGCAAGCAAAGGUGUUGUGUGGGGCAUUGGUUGAAUCUAGGCUGGGUUUGGCAGUGUGUGUGUGUCCGAGCUGCCAGUUUGAGGUUUGAGAGGGAGCGCCCCCAUCUGAGAGGAGUUGGUAGGACACUCUUAAACGAGGUGGGGAGGAGGGAAGUGGAUUGUUUGGCGCAGGUAUAAAUUGUGCAAUGUAUUAAGUAGCGUGUCUCAAAGUUAAUGCUACCAAGCUCAUUUGUUGUCCAUUGUGUAAGCUCUGUAUCUAAUGGUUGUACACAACAUUAAUACCUUCAUUAUACCAGAAGUUGCAUGAUCUUGGGUUUGUUUGUCACUCAAUGAGUUAUAAUGAUGGUAAAUCCCAAUAACAAGCAGCUAUACAUCUGUUUUACACCAUAGAUACCACAUUAUUGUACAGAAACAUGUAGCAGCGACUUAUUUCCUUUUUUGUGUGUCUGUAGAUAACACUUGCUUGGCAACUGUCUUGCUCAUGGAAUAGCUUAUUUCUGUUCUGUUUAAAAUGAAUUUCUUUAUUUUUGUUUUCCCUCUUUUUCUACAUCUGUAAAUGCACUGUUGACCUUAAUGAUGCCUUAUGUAAGUGGCCUUGUCCAGAUGAAUAGAUCACUCACAUGGGGGGUUGAAAUGCAGUAGUGUAUGAUUUGAAUAGCUUUACUAGGGCGCCGAUUCCUAUGGCCACACCUUUUGCCCUUGUCUAGGUCAGUCUCAAAACUUGAAUAAAAGUCAGCUUUAUAUUUACUGACA
Messenger RNA from Oncorhynchus keta (chum salmon), 2374 nucleotides. Its product is annotated as Krueppel-like factor 6. The transcript has 4 exons. The record is from RefSeq and is a predicted model, not a curated record. Lineage: Eukaryota; Metazoa; Chordata; Actinopteri; Salmoniformes; Salmonidae. The coding region runs from base 254 to 1102 and encodes 282 amino acids. Gene Ontology annotation, biological process: regulation of transcription by RNA polymerase II. Gene Ontology annotation, molecular function: RNA polymerase II cis-regulatory region sequence-specific DNA binding; DNA-binding transcription factor activity, RNA polymerase II-specific.